Messenger RNA from Nothoprocta perdicaria, 945 nucleotides. RefSeq names its product cysteinyl leukotriene receptor 2 (gene CYSLTR2). Gene Ontology annotation, molecular function: G protein-coupled receptor activity. Bases 1 to 945 code for a protein of 314 amino acids. The transcript has a single exon. Gene Ontology annotation, biological process: G protein-coupled receptor signaling pathway. The record is from RefSeq and is a predicted model, not a curated record. NCBI's taxonomy places the organism in Eukaryota, Metazoa, Chordata, Aves, Tinamiformes, Tinamidae. Gene Ontology annotation, cellular component: plasma membrane.
AUGGAGCUUGUAUCCAAUACUUCGGAGAUGGCACUCAACGUCAGCUUCACUAACAGCUCAUCCAACUGUACCAUUGACAGCUUCAAGCAAGCUGUUUAUCCUGCCGUGUAUCUUACCAUUUUUUUCCUGGGUGCUGUUGGAAAUGGCCUUUCCAUAUAUGUCUUCUUCCAGCCUUCCCAGAGAAAGGCUUCAGUAAACAUCUACAUGCAGAACUUGGCCAUUUCAGAUCUCAUGUUCGUAAGCACUUUGCCUUUUCGGGCCACCUAUUUCUUGUUGGGCUCCCGCUGGAUAUUUGGAGAAGCCCUUUGCAGGAUCAUGACUUACACCUUGUACGUUAACAUGUACUGCAGCAUUUAUUUUCUCACCGUGCUGAGCGUGGUUCGUUUCAUAGCCAUUGUCUACCCGUUCAAGCUGUGGAAAGUAACUAAUGUUAAGAAUGGCAAGAUAAUGUGCACAGCAAUAUGGUUCUUUGUACUGGCAGCCUCCAGCCCGCUACUAAGUAAUGAAUUUGCAGGGCACAAUCGCACUGUCAAGUGCUUGGACCUCCACCCAGACAACACAUAUAAGUUCUUCCUCAUGAACAACAUUGUCCUCGUGGUGGGCUUCAUCCUGCCGUUCUGCACCAUUAUCAUCUGCUAUGUCUUUGCCAUCAAAGAGCUGGUCAAGACCAAGACUCCUCAGAAAAAAACAUCAAUCUGUCACAAGAAAGCACUGUCCACCAUCAUCAUCACCCUGAUCCUGCUCCUCCUGUGCUUCCUGCCAUACCACAUACUGCGAACUAUACACCUGAGCUACAACGUGUGCCACCAGGACAACCUGUCUUUGCAUAAGGCRGUGGUCAUCACUCUCUGCCUGGCAGCCAUGAACAGUUGCCUUGAUCCUGUGCUCUAUUACUUUGUUGCUGAAAAUUUCAAAGCACAAAUCAAAAGUUUAUGCUGCAGGUAA